Molecule: messenger RNA, 2935 nt
Organism: Aphidius gifuensis
Lineage: Eukaryota; Metazoa; Arthropoda; Insecta; Hymenoptera; Braconidae
Exons: 12
Coding region: 200-2839 (879 amino acids)
Source: RefSeq, a predicted model, not a curated record
UUAUCAAUUUCACAAACUAUCAAUUAUUUGAUUUUUUUUUUGCUCCAAAAACUGGAGCAAUUGGGCAAGGUUUUACUUUGACAGAUAAAAAAUAGUGUCACUUUUAUUUACAUUAAAAAUAAACAAUAAACAAAAAUAUUUUGACUAUAAAAUCAACAUAAACAUCUAACAAUAAUUUAAAAAACAAAACCAAACAAAAAUGCAGUGUAAUGAAUUUAUAGGAGAUUGUGGUGCAUCAUCAACAACAACAACAACAACAUCAACAAAUGAUGUUGUUGAUGGUUGUCCAGUUGUCAUCAAUAAAACUGGUUUACCAUGUGGUGAAAUAUCAGGUCUUGAAAUCCUCGAUGAAUUUCGUGAACUAUACAAAGCUAGAAUAAAAAAUAUUGAUAAACAUGAUGAUAAAUCAUCAGAAUUAAAAAUAAAAAUAAUGACUGAAUGGAUUAGAGAUCUUGAUGAACAAAAUACAAUGCUUGUUAAGACAGUCAAAGAGUUGGAAGAUGCAGCUUGUUCAAGAGUCAAAGUAUUGGAGCAUAAAUUACAAGAAACAUCUGGUAUAUUAUCAAACAGCAUGACACAAAUUGGCAAACCAUCACAAGACACACUCAAUGAUCUUGCCCAGAGAAUUAAUUAUCUAGAACAAGAAGAACAGACUCUAAAAAAUAAUAUUGAAUAUUUAAAUUCUGAUAUCAGAGGAUUGAUUCAACUGUUGGAAAGAAUUUCGACAAAAAAUCAUUGGAAUUUAGAGGGAAUUGAUUUCUUUUCAAUCAACAAAAAUGACAUUCCAAUUCCAAAUGAAUGGACAUCUGGACAGGUAAAAAAAUAUCAAAAACCUAGUAAUAAACAACUUCGUAUAAUACUUGAAGUUGAUAAUAAAAUUGUAAAUUCAUUAACACCAUCUGUACCAUCAAGAUGUGAUUGUCAAAGUGAAUAUACUAUUCAUUCAAAUUCAAAUUCUCAAAGUCCUCUUGGCGGGGGAGAUGAUGAUAAUGUUGAUAAAAUUGAAUAUCAAAUGGAGCUACAUCAUCGAAUUGCUGAUCUUAAUAAAAUAAUACAAAACAAGGAGGAAAAAAUUCAAAUUUAUAAAAGUAAAUUUGAAUUACUCAGGGACAAGUUGAACAAACGUCAGGAAGUCGAUGGCUCUGAUGAUGAUAUCAUACAAAUGUUGGAACUCGUGGGUAGUGAAUUAAACAAAGACAAGAGUAAUGAAAAUUCCAUUGAAGAUGUUGAUUGUCUCAAGUUUAAAAUUGAAGAUAAAACAAGGAUCAUACAAGAAUUAACUGAUCAAUUAAAUAAACUGGAAAAGGAAAGCUUAGAGACACGAGAAGCUCUAGCUGUAGAAGUUGCUGAAAAACAUGAUUCAAAUAUUCGUUUUAAAAAUGAACUUACUGAUCUUGGAGAAAAUUAUAAUCUUGUUACAAAAAAACUUAAAUAUCAAGAUGAAUUAAUUAAAAAAAUGCGUGAUCAAUCAUCUUCAAAUAAUAAAAAAAUAGAUGAAAAUAAAAACGACAAUAUUAUUUCAAGUCUUGAAAAAAUAAAAAACAUGAUGGAGACUGAAAGUAAUUGUUUGCUUAAUUUAAAACAAGAAUUUUUUACAAUACAUCCAAUAUUUAAUAACAUGGAAAAAUACAAAAUUGAUUCAGAAGAAUUUAUAACAAGUAUAAAUAAAUUAUCAAAAAAUAUUGAUAAAUUAUCAAGUAUAUGUCUUGAAAAAACAAAAUCAAUUAUUGAAUUUGAAUAUGUUCUUCAAGAAGUUAGAGAAAAUAAAAAUAUUAUUAUUGAAAAUGACAUAGAAAUAACAAGAGAACAAUUUGGCUUAAUGGCUGAAUUUCGAUUAUGCACUGUUGAAGUACAAGCAUCAACUGAAGAUAUUAAAGAUGAAAUUGAAGAAAUAUUAUCAUGUUUAAAAUCUCGUAAUAAUGUUUUUAUUGAAUUAAAAAAAUUACUAUCAAGUACAAAUAAUAAUAUACAUAUGAAAAAUGAUAAUAUAAAGAAACUAAUUAAUAAUUUAAAAGCUGAUCAUGAUGAAAAAAUGGAAAACAAAAUGAUGAUAGUAUUGCAAAAGUCAAAUUUAAAAGAUAUUGAAAAUGAAAUGAUUGAAAUGUUUAAUAGAAUUAAAAAUAAUACACCAGAUAAUGCUGUUUUGUUGUUGAUAAAAAAAGCUCUUGAUACUAUUGAUAAUAUAAAUUGUAGAUUGAAUGUGUUUGUUACAAAAGAGACUGAAGGAUUGUCAUUGUUUAAUGAUGCUAAUUUGUUACUUGAUGAUGUAAAUAAAAACACAAACACUUUAGAAACUGAGAUAAAACAAGUAUUAAUUAAUGACGGAGUAAUUGAAAAAAUUUUUACUGAUAGAUUUAAAAAACUUGAUAAGAUUGAGAGUGAACUUGAUUACGCACACACAAGAUUGCAGGAUAAUUUAGAAAAUAUUAUUGCUAUGAGUGAACGAGCUGCUGCUGAUGAUGAUGAUGAUGAUAAACCAGUUAAAAAAAUGAAAAUUGAACAACUUGUUGAAUCGUUGUCAUCAAAAGACAAACUUUUGGAACAUAAAGAAGAGAUUAUUCGUAUUCAAAAAAGCUCUAUUCAAGUAGCUGAAGAGGAACUUAAAAAUUUAGAUGAACGAUUGCAAAUGAAGAUUAAUGAGCAAGUUCGAAUUAUCAAUAAUUAUCUAGAAGAAAAAAAACAUUUAAUAGAACAGAGUCAACUACAAAAUCAAACGAUAAGACAUUUGCAAGAUGCUUUGGUUGAUGCAAAAAAAGGCUUAUCAAAAAGUCCAAUAAUUUCUCAUCGUGAUAAUAAAACACCAACUGUGUUCAACAAUAACGAUAUACAAGAAAUAUAACAUAUUAUAAAUAAUUAAUUUAACAUAAAAACAUAAUGCAUUUGUUGUUAUAAAUAAUACCAAUUGUAAAUAAAUAAUAAAAUCAUGAAAUUCAAA